GAUUGAGACCAAGAUCUGAUUAUAAAGUUCCAUUUCCAAUCCUAGAUAUCAUUAGUCAAUGCUUGGAUGCAGAUCCUUCAAAACGUCCUACAGCAGAAGAGCUAUAUAAAAUGUUAUACGAAUUAAGAUGCGAUACUAUUAAUAGCGGAUCGAUCAUUUAUAAUCAAAUUAAUGACGUAGAAGUCUUUAAUAAGGCACUAUUUUCUUCAAAGCCUACUGAUCCCCUUUCAUAUAAAGUACAUCCUCAGGCAAUAUACACGAGUAGGCUAUUGGAUUUUGAAAAUCUUCCUGAACCAAAAAAUGCGGACGGUUCAUUUGACAAAGAAUAUCCUAGUAAGUAA
Funneliformis caledonium is the source of this 341-nucleotide messenger RNA. The record is from the annotation of a GenBank genome assembly. Lineage: Eukaryota; Fungi; Glomeromycota; Glomeromycetes; Glomerales; Glomeraceae.